AUGAAGGCCUUUGCAGCUUCUUUCCUGGCGGCAGCCCUGUACGCGGCGACGGCCUCCGCCGACCCCAUUCAGGCAUGCCCCAACGACGUUUGCUUCCAGGUCGCUGUGCCCCAAGCUGAUUCGAGCUCUGGUACCGGCAACCUUUACUUCCAGAUGUCUGCCCCGACCAGCUACCAAUGGGUUGCUCUGGGAACCGGCUCGACCAUGUCUAACUCGAACAUGUUCAUCAUGUACACCGAUGGCAGCGGUAACGUUACCAUCAGCCCCCGUACUGCACGCGGUCACAACAUGCCCACGCUCUCCUCGAGCACCAAUCUCCAGCUCCUCGCCGGCUCCGGCGUCAAGGACGGCAAGAUGAUCGCCAACGUCCUCUGUACCAACUGCGCAAGCUGGAGCUCUGGUACGAUGGCCCUCAACUCGGCCACCAGCUCCUGGAUUGGGGCUUGGAAGUCGGGCAGCGCUAUCAACUCGGCCAGCACCAGCCAGAGCAUCCAGCAGCACGAUGACCACACCAACUUCAACAUCGACCUGACCAAGGCAACUGUGCAGACGGACAGCAACCCCUUUGAGCGCACAUCCAGCGGUGGCAGUGGCAGUGGCAAUGGCAGCGGAAACGGCAGUGGAAGCGGCAGUGGAAGCGGCAACGGAAACGGGAAUGGCGGUUCCACCAGCGGCGGUGUUGUAUUUAACGGAGGUAGCGGCGGCUUGUCCAAAGUCCUCCUCGCUCACGGCAUCGUAAUGUCGAUCGUGUUUAUUUUCUUGUACCCUGUCGGAGCCAUCCUCAUGCCCUUGGUGGGCAAGUGGAUGGUCCAUGCUGCCUGGCAGUCGGUCGCCUUCCUGCUCAUGUGGGCUGGUUUCGGCACUGGCUACGUCUAUGCCCGCGACAACGGAUAUCUCUAUGCGCAAACCCACACUCUUCUGGGCACUGUAGUCGUCGCCAUGCUGGCCAUCCAGCCGUUCCUCGGAGUGGCACACCACAAGUACUACAAGAAGCACCAGACCCGUGGCAUCGUCAGCCACGCCCACAUCUGGUACGGCAGGGCUCUGAUGUUUCUCGGAAUCAUCAACGGCGGUUUGGGCCUCGAGCUCGCUAGCUCGUCCCGGUCCUAUGUCAUUGCGUAUUCUGUAAUCGCCGCUAUCAUCGGCGUCGCGUGGGUUGGGUCCGCGGUAUGGGGCGAGAUUCGCCGGUCCGAGCGCACCCGCACUGUCAAGCGCGAGCAGAGCUACGACUCUCCGGGCUCGCAGCAGCGUAUCCCCUACCGCCAAAAGAAAUAG
Messenger RNA from Colletotrichum navitas, 1275 nucleotides. RefSeq lists its product as uncharacterized. Bases 1 to 1275 code for a protein of 424 amino acids. Lineage: Eukaryota; Fungi; Ascomycota; Sordariomycetes; Glomerellales; Glomerellaceae. The record is from RefSeq and is a predicted model, not a curated record. The transcript has 3 exons.